UAGUUCAUUCCGUAGUAGUUUUCAUCCUUCUUCCACCACUAAACCCUAAAAAAUGGAAUUUUCUCCUUCAGCCUCCUCCAUUGCUCUUCUCCCCCCCUUUCACAACAAAUCCGUGAAAAAAUUAAAUUAAAAAAAAUCAUGAAAAUCUUUCUAGACUUUUCCCAUUUCUUACAAGGAAAAAAUAAUUAGAAAAAAAAAUUAAUUUUUUUUUCUAUAGUUUAAAGUUUUACUUAGAUUUUUUUCUCUUAAAUGAAUAAAUUUUCCAGGUUAUUAAGUUUUCAAAAACAUUUGAUGGUGUGAUCUGGUGGCCGAUUAUGGAGAUUUUCGUCGCUUUUUCUGGGGUUAAUUGAAAGUUGGUUUUUUUUUUUUGUCGUGGUUGUUAGUUGUUACGUGACCAUGUGGUGAAAAGCGUCGGAAUCGGGGUGGUUAAUUUGAUAAAUCAGUGAGUUUGACUCGGUGACUCAGUAAGUUUACUCGGUAGGUGGAGGUUGAAGGAAAGGAAUCUGGCGCCGAUGCCGUCGGUGGAGAUGAGGCGGUCGACGAGGGUGUUUGUUCCGAAGGCGAAAGACGGGGAUUUGGUUAGGGUUUUGAGGUCGGGGCGUCGAUUGUGGGUGGAAUCUGGUGAGGUGAAGCACAGAGGAGGUAAAAAUGGGGAUGAUUGGUAUCCGUUGAUUUCCGAGAGUGUUAUUAAGUGUAAGCAACAGAAGAUCGAUGGCUGGCGGCACGAGGAGGUUAAUCCCAGGUCUGAUCCGAUGGACGUUGACGAACCAAAACCGGAACCGAACCCGAAAAUGGAGCCGGAAGUGAGUCAUAGAUUGCCCAGUUUCAGAGAUGACAAUAAAAAUAGCGAGCAAAAGAUGUUUAGGAAUGUUUAUGGUAGGAAAAGAAAGCGUCUUGAUGCAAGGAAUUCUGGUGGUAGGAAGUUUGGAUUACAUUUUGUUAGACGGAAAAGGAGAAGAAGCGAGCAUAGUUGUUGUGUUGAGAAGUUGGCAGAUGAUGUAAUUGAAGGGUGUGUUGAUCAAGAGGUGUUAUCGGUUUUUGUCGAAUCUUCUUGUGUUGGAUGUUGCUUGUUUUCGAGUGUGUUGAGUUCACUUCUUAUGUAUGUUAGUAAAGAAAGAAUUGGGUUACCUGAGCUUUCGACUUUCCUGCUUUCAAGGCCGAUUUCGCCUGCGUUUGCAUCGUCUGGCGUUUAUUUCUCGCGGAAUUAUCCUUCAAUCAAGAGGAAGGGGUUAUGCCGAAUAUUUGGGGUGAGGCAGUUGAUAGCAAUGUUUACACUUGAUUAUACGGCUGCUCCCCUAUGUUUUCUGCACCUACAUGCGAGUAUGUUGUUUAGGUCGGUGCGCCUGUCUUGUUUAUGUUGGAACGAUUUUGACAGAAAAAAUGAGAGUACUGAUGAACCCCUUACAUUCGUCAAUGGCCAGAGUGAGAGCUCCCUUGACAGAUUAGUUAGCCCUGCUGCUGAUGAUGAGUCGAAGGAUUUGAAGUCUGUGAAUUCAUCUCCGGUGUCGAGUAAAUUAUGCAGCCGAAACCUACAAAAUAGGAUUGGGGUUCUUACACGAAGUGCUUCUAAAAGAAGGAGGAGGUCCUUGAGGAGUCGAAGGGCUAGAAAUCCGUCACCUUUUGUACUGCAGAAAUCGCCAGUAUCUAAUAAGAAAAAAGCCCCCCCUGUAUCACCUUUAGCUUGUAAACAGGAGCUUAGGAGGUCUGUCCGAAAGAGUUGUGUGAGUGAGAUUCAUGUGCACAAGUCUGACUCACUGGGCUUGAAUGUAGACAUUGACUCACAAUGUUGUAUUGCUAAUAUACUCGUAGUAGAAACAGACAAAUGUUACAGAGUUGAGGGAGCUGAGGUAAGGUUAGAUGUCUCUGCUUCAAAUGAGUGGCUCCUGGCGGUUAAAAAAGAUGGUACAACAAGGUAUUCCUUGAAGAUUCAAAGAGAAAUGAAACCCUGUUCAACCAACCGUUUUACUCAUGCAGUGAUGUGGACAGCAGAAAAUGGGUGGAAACUCGAGUUUCCUGAACGCAAAGACUGGACAGUGUUUAAGGAAUUAUAUAAGGUGUGUGGGGAGAGGAACUUUGUACCGACGUCCCCUGGUGUUAAAAUUAUUCCUAUACCUUGGGUAUGUGAAGUGACCAAUUCAUGUGAUUCCCCUGGUGCCUUUAAGAGGCCAGAAUCAUACAUCCGGACCACCAGUGAUGAACUGUCCAGAACCUUGUCAAGGAGGACAGCGAACUAUGAUAUGGAUUCUGAGGAUGAAGACUGGCUAAGCAAACUCAACAAUGAGUUUGAUGCAUCAAAGCAUCUUUCUCAAGAGAACUUUGAAUUAAUGAUUGAUGCAUUGGAGAAGGCUUCUUAUUGUAACCCGGAAGAUGUCAAUGAUGAAAAAACAGCUGCUAAUCUGUGUUUGGAUGUUGGUAGUGUCCAAGUAGUAGAGCCCAUAUUUAGAUUUUGGAUGAAGAAGAGGAAGCAAAAACGAGCCCCGUUGAAUAGAGUUUUCCAGUUAAACCAACCAGCGAGAGCACCAUUGAUUACAAAACCUGUGCUUCGCAAGAAAAGGUCGCUGAAACGGCAGACUGGUCAUCCUAUGCAACGAGGACGAGGGAAAGAUAGUAACGUUCUUCAAGUGAUUGCUGCUGAACACAAUGCUGCAGAAGAACAGAGCGCAAUCCUUAGAAUACACGAGGCAAAAGCAUCAGCAGAUAAAUCAGUGGAGCUGGCCAUUCUCAAGCGUCAGAGAGCGCAGUUCCUGAUGGAAAAUGCAGAUUUAGCCAUGUAUAGAGCCACUAUGGCUCUAAGAAUCGCCGAUGCUGCUGCUGAAAUUUUAGACAUCCAGCAAGCUGUGGAUCAUUUUCUUGACUGAAAGUUAACAAGAUUAUAGGGUUUCAGAGAUGCUAAUUUUAGAGGGCAUUUUGCUCUUUGACAUUUUAAUAUCUUUUAUUAGCGUAAAAGAAUUGCAGUCAUCGGCCAUGGAGGCUGCUUUUUUUGAGGCGUUUGGGUAGCCAGCCUUUGGAAAAUGUAUUGUAUUUUUGUAUAGUAUGAUUAGUAUCCAUUUUUUUGUUGGGGGUUUUUUCAUCAUCUGGUGUACAUUGUGUAUCUUUGUGACGACGACGCCCUGUAAUCUCCUAUGUACAAUGGAUUCGGUUGGUGUCUUUGAGAAAGUAGGUACUGGUAAACAAAAAAGUUAAAAGUUGGGGGACGUGCGAAUCAUUUGUUUGUACCUUUCUAUGCUACUAACUUGGGGGUUGUGUACUUA
Molecule: messenger RNA, 3251 nt
Organism: Spinacia oleracea (spinach)
Lineage: Eukaryota; Viridiplantae; Streptophyta; Magnoliopsida; Caryophyllales; Amaranthaceae
Exons: 4
Coding region: 513-2858 (781 amino acids)
Biological process (GO): regulation of transcription by RNA polymerase II
Cellular component (GO): NuA4 histone acetyltransferase complex
Source: RefSeq, a predicted model, not a curated record